Telopea speciosissima is the source of this 870-nucleotide messenger RNA. RefSeq lists its product as uncharacterized. The record is from RefSeq and is a predicted model, not a curated record. Bases 36 to 671 code for a protein of 211 amino acids. Lineage: Eukaryota; Viridiplantae; Streptophyta; Magnoliopsida; Proteales; Proteaceae. The transcript has a single exon.
UUUUCCUCUCCCUCUCUCUCUGCAAUACUACUGCCAUGGAAUACAACACUCUAACCCUAACCGAGACAAACUCCAACAAGCGAGUCAGGUAUGACUCGGAGGACUCGGAGUUCGACUCGCCCGAGGCAAAGCGAAUCCGAGAAAACCUCCUUGACAUCCUCGACGACGCAGACCUCGUUGUCGACCGUAACCAAACCAACCAAGAUCUUGCCUCUGUCAUGAAAAGUUUUGAAGAAGAAAUUUCAAACUCAACUUCUCUACUGCAACCCGAGUCGGUGACUUUAACUCCGACAUCUUUGUCUGAUUCCGGCGGUUCACAGCCGGACUUGGGGUAUCUGCUUGAAGCAUCCGACGACGAACUUGGUCUUCCGCCGAAUUUUUCGUCUUCUUCCGGAGAGGAAGAAAAGAAUGAAGGGGACUGUGAUGGUGAAGGUAACGAUGAUCUGCUGCAUGUUGCUUCGGAGACCGUUGGAAUGGAUCAGAUCUGGGGGUUUGACGAUGAAAUCCAGGGUUAUGAGUCAAUGGGAUUUGGGAUCGGUGGUGGCGAAGAAGAGAAUAACGGUGGUUUUGUGGCGUUGGAAGGGUUGUUCGACUAUUCCGAUGUGAUUAGUGGAAAUGGUUCCGAUUUCUCGGACUUGUCGUGGCGGCCGGAGUCCCUUCCUGCUCUGUAGUUAUGGAAGUUUCGAAAAGAAACGUAUCGGCUGUGACCGAUUUUUAACCGGCACGGAGUCGUGAUGUCUAUAAACAGGAUGUAAAUUGGGAAACAGAAAGAAGAAAAAAAAUGAAAUGGAUAUGAUGACAGAUUAGGCGUAGGAUAAAAAAACAGUGUAACCCCAGUUUAAUUCGAGAAAUUCGUUCGUUUUUAACUCU